Messenger RNA from Humulus lupulus (European hop), 2108 nucleotides. Its product is annotated as pentatricopeptide repeat-containing protein ELI1, chloroplastic. The transcript has a single exon. The record is from RefSeq and is a predicted model, not a curated record. Gene Ontology annotation, biological process: RNA modification. Lineage: Eukaryota; Viridiplantae; Streptophyta; Magnoliopsida; Rosales; Cannabaceae. Gene Ontology annotation, molecular function: RNA binding; protein binding; zinc ion binding. Bases 138 to 2006 code for a protein of 622 amino acids.
AUAUAUAUAUAUAUAUAUAGUUCAAGUAGGAACGUCGAAACCUCUCGCCGCCGUUGCCUAUGUACUCCGGCACACAUUGUUUUGGUCUCUCUCUAUUACUAAUCCCAUAAGUUUCUCUCUCUUAAACUGUAAAGAGGAUGAUAUCGACGACGACGCCAUUGACGCCGCCGUCUCCUUCCACCACCACCACUAUAUCUAUUCCUUCAGUCGACAAAUUCAUCUUCCUAAUUGACAAUUCCAAGUCAAUCACUCGCCUUCUCCAGACCCACGCAGCUCUCUUCCGCCAUGGCUUCCACGACCACUCCAUUGUUAACUUCAAGCUCCAGCGCUCCUAUGCAGCUCUCGGCCGUCUCGACUACUCCGUCGCUCUUUUCCGCCGAACCCAAACGCCCAAUGUUUUCUUUUGGACUAAUAUUAUUCACGGCCACGCCCAAUCCGGCUUGAACGACCAUGCACUCUUGUACUAUACCCAAAUGUUGACCGAAGGCGUCGAACCGAAUUGCUUUACGUUCUCGGCGCUUUUGAAAGAUUGCCCACUUGGGCCUGGAAAAUCGCUCCAUGGUCAAGCGAUCAAAUUCGGGUUCGAUUUUGAUUUGUAUGUUAGGACGGGACUCGUUGAUAUUUAUGCGAGAGCUGGCGAUGUUUGGUCUGCACAACAGCUGUUUGUGACAAUGCCUAAGAGGAGUUUGGUUUCUUUGACUGCGAUGAUGACUUGCUAUGCGAAGCACGGGAAGCUUGAUGAAGCUCGGAUGUUGUUCGAUGAAAUGCGUGAGAGAGAUGUGGUGUGUUGGAAUGUGAUGAUUGAUGGGUAUACUCAGCAUGGGAUGCCCAACCAGGCUUUGUUGCUAUUCAGGAAGAUGUUGAGAGAGAGAAUAAAGCCUAAUGAAGUCACUGUGCUUUCUUUGCUAUCUGCUUGUGGUCAGCUUGGAGCUCCGGAGUCUGGUAAGUGGCUUCAUACUUACAUGGAGAGUAAUGGGAUUCGAAUAAAUGUUCAUGUGGGUACUGCUUUGAUUGAUAUGUAUUGCAAAUGCGGUAGUGUGGAGAAUGCUCGUCUGGUUUUCGAUAGCAUCCAAGACAAGGAUGUUGUGGCUUGGAAUUCAAUGAUUAUUGGGUAUGCAAUGCAUGGAUUUAGCCAAGAUGCAUUGGAAUUGUUCAAUGAAAUGCGUAAAAUCGGAUACAACCCUAGCGACAUAACCUUCAUUGGCGUCUUGAGUGCCUGCGCUCAUGCUGGUUUGGUCAACAAUGGCAGGGAGUUUUUCAGCUCAAUGAAAGUUGAGUAUGGGAUUAAACCGAAGAUCGAGCACUAUGGCUGCAUGGUAAAUCUUCUCAGUCGGGCAGGGCAUCUAGAGGAAGCUUAUGAACUCAUCAAGAACAUGAAAAUCGACCCCGAUCCUGUCUUGUGGGGGACUUUACUCGGGGCCUGCAAACUCCAUGGCAAUGCUGCUUUAGGAGAGGAAAUUGCAGAGUCUCUUCUAAGACAUGAUCUUGCAAACUCAGGGACAUAUAUUCUUCUUUCGAACAUAUAUGCUGCAGCUGGAAAUUGGGAAGGGGUGGCAAGAGUGAGGGGUUUAAUGAAAGAGAGUGGGAUUCAGAAGGAACCUGGUUGUAGCUCAAUUGAAGUGAAUAAUAAAGUACAUGAAUUCCUUGCAGGGGAUAAGAAACACCCCAAAAGCAAAGAAAUAUACAAGAUGUUGGAGGAGAUAAAUGGUUGGCUUAAGGCUCGGGGUUACACCCCACAGACAGAUAUAGUAUUACACGACUUGGGUGAGAGGCAAAAGGAGCAAUCUCUCCAAGUUCACAGUGAGAAGCUUGCCAUGGCUUUUGGGCUGAUCAGUACAAAGCCAGGAACAGCAAUAACCAUUGUAAAGAACCUUCGAGUUUGUUCGGAUUGUCAUGCUGUUACAAAGCUGAUUUCGAAGAUCACAGGAAGAAAGAUCAUAAUGAGGGACAGAAACCGGUUUCACCAUUUUGUCGACGGUUCUUGUUCUUGUGGAGAUUACUGGUAAUCUUGUUAUAUACUUAUUCUGUGUAUGCUAAUGUAAAAAAAUCAUUAGAUGCAACACUGGAAAUACUAUUGAAAUUUUAUAAAUAUGCACUGUUAUAUAUUA